GCGGGCAAAUAUGCAUACAAUGGAUAUGCAGGGAGGUGAGAGGGUUAUGUUGAAGAGUGGGGAUAUGCAGGGAGGUGAGAGGGUUAUGUUGAAGAGUGGGGAUAUGCAGGGAGGUGAGAGGGUUAUGUUGAAGAGCGGGGAUAUGCAGGGAGGUGAGAGGGUUAUGUUGAAGAGCGGGGAUAUGCAGGGAGGUGAGAGGGUUAUGUUGAAGAGUGGGGGUAUGCAGGGAGGUGAGAGGGUUAUGUUGAAGAGUGGGGAUAUGCAGGGAGGUGAGAGGGUUAUGUUGAAGAGCGGGGAUAUGCAGGGAGGUGAGAGGGUUAUGUUGAAGAGUGGGGAUAUGCAGGGAGGUGAGAGGGUUAUGUUGAAGAGUGGGGAUAUGCAGGGAGGUGAGAGGGUUAUGUUGAAGAGUGGGGAUAUGCAGGGAGGUGAGAGGGUUAUGUUGAAGAGUGGGGAUAUGCAGGGAGGUGAGAGGGUUAUGUUGAAGAGUGGGGAUAUGCAGGGAGGUGAGAGGGUUAUGUUGAAGAGUGGGGAUAUGCAGGGAGGUGAGAGGGUUAUGUUGAAGAGUGGGGAUAUGCAGGGAGGUGAGAGGGUUAUGUUGAAGAGUGGGGAUAUGCAGGGAGGUGAGAGGGUUAUGUUGAAGAGUGGGGAUAUGCAGGGAGGUGAGAGGGUUAUGUUGAAGAGUGGGGAUAUGCAGGGAGGUGAGAGGGUUAUGUUGAAGAGUGGGGAUAUGCAGGGAGGUGAGAGGGUUAUGUUGAAGAGUGGGGAUAUGCAGGGAGGUGAGAGGGUUAUGUUGAAGAGUGGGGAUAUGCAGGGAGGUGAGAGGGUUAUGUUGAAGAGCGGGGAUAUGGAGGGAGGUGAGAGGGUUAUGUUGAAGAGUGGGGAUAUGCAGGGAGGUGAGAGGGUUAUGUUGAUAGAUGGAGACUCUAGCACCGAUGAUUGCAGGAGUCUCACCCAUAAUGUUGUUACUUAUGUCUCUCCAGCUGACAUGUUAAUAACUCUUAGAUGAGGUUGAUGUCUUGUAAUUAUCAGAAUAUAUCGGUGUACAAUAACACCCAGUUCACAGAUCCAAAUUGUUCAGAGGUGAUGUCACUUAAAAACGUCAGAUAUUUUUGUCUUCACCAUUUUAUUUGUUGUUGAACU
Esox lucius (northern pike) is the source of this 1140-nucleotide messenger RNA. RefSeq lists its product as uncharacterized. NCBI's taxonomy places the organism in Eukaryota, Metazoa, Chordata, Actinopteri, Esociformes, Esocidae. The transcript has 2 exons. The record is from RefSeq and is a predicted model, not a curated record. Bases 11 to 1006 code for a protein of 331 amino acids.